AUGGAACCGGCAUGCAAGGGCAAUUUUAACGUAAACAAUAUAUAUUUCAAAAACAACGAAUUGGUGUCUUUAACAAACUCGGGCCGUCUUCCGAAUGUUGCUUCAUGCGAAAAAGACAAAUUCAAUCGGCAGCCGAUUGCUCCUGUCUUUAACAUUAAUCGUGCACCUUCAUCCAUUCGAGCACAUGUCGAGAUGUCGAUGGCAGCACUGACAGUAUGUAGUGCGAUGAUCANCUUAUCAAGUGCACCUUCAUCCAUUCGAGCACAUGUCGAGAUGUCGAUGGCAGCACUGACAGUAUGUAGUGCGAUGAUCAGAAAAACAGUUGUAGCCUUAUGA
Anisakis simplex (herring worm) is the source of this 336-nucleotide messenger RNA. NCBI's taxonomy places the organism in Eukaryota, Metazoa, Nematoda, Chromadorea, Rhabditida, Anisakidae. The record is from the annotation of a GenBank genome assembly.